AUGCCUUACUGCGUUUCGAAUCUCGGAAUCUUACUUGGUCGAAUACCGAUUCACAGAAUCCUAGCAGUGUUUCUCACAACAGUGCUCAUAGUCAAUCGAUAUUUCGCAUGGUCUCGCCUUCGCCAUAUUCCUGGACCAGGAUUGGCACCAUUCUCAAACUUAUGGAAGAUAAAAUCAGCAUUAACUGACAGAAUGCCAGAAGCGUUGAAUGAUGUGUGCGAAACAUAUGUCUGGAAGGUUCAUUGGCACGUACUGGACCAAAUGAUCUUGUUUAUAGACUCUGAUUUCAUUCGACGGAUGGAUACUGCAAAGUUAGGAUAUCGUCGAUCGAGAUUUUAUAGUUUUUUCGUUUUCGAUCCUGAUCAAGAUACCAUGUUAUCGACUACAGAUGAGAAAAUUCAUGCCGACCUGAAAGUGAAGACUGCUGCGGGCCGAAAAUAUCUUUCAACACCAACCAAUUUCCGACCCUUUGACUUUGAUAAGAAGAUUCAACACUUUACAUUGGAUGCAAUUACAGAUGUGGCUUUUGGGACGCCUUUUGAAUGUAUUGCUCAAGAUGACGAUAUAUAUGAUUACAUCAAGACUGUUGAACAAUUACUACCGGCUGCUGUAGUUACAGGAGUCUUGCCGUGGUUGUUAACUCUAUCGCGAAGCUUUAUCUUCAAGCCAUUUAUACCAACAGAAAAAGAUAAGCUCGGUUUUGGAAAAAUGAUUCAAGUUGCGAAAGAUCUUGUUGCAAAGCGAUUGGGAGAAUCAAAAGAGGUUCAAAAUGGUAUCAUAUGCUUGCUUCUUUCAUUGCCCACGAGCUCACUCAAGAAGAAGCUAAUUCCGAGACCGUGCUUCAAGUGUUUGUCUCAACGAUCUUCUUUUCAUUUUCUGGGACCCGGAAAGCUAAUGGGGGAUGAAAUCGCUGGUACGGAUACGACUGCCACAGCAAUUCGAGCCCUGUUACUUUACAUUACAACUUCUCCAACUUGCUACACGGCCUUGCAAGCUGCUAUCGAUGAAGACUUCAGAAUGGCGAAAUCAAAAGCCAUUCCUUAUUUACAAGCAGUCAUCAAGGAAGGGCUCCGGAAGUUUCCUGUAAUCGCUGGACUUCUACCUAGAACGGUACCUGAAGGCGGCGAUAUUAUAAAUGGCUUUAGUAUUCCAGCUGGAACAGAGGUUUCACUUAGUUUGAUUUCUACUGCACAUUCGAAAGCCACGUUUGGGCCAGAUGCCCAUAUUUUCAGGCCAGAAAGAUGGUUCGAAUGUGAUGACACUGAUAAACUUAUAAAAAUGACUCUUGCAGCCGAUUUGGUAUUUGGAUCUGCUAAAUGGUACUGUUCUAGGAAUAAUAUAGCCAUGAUGGGAAUAGGAAAGAUCAUUGUGGAAGCAAGUUUCUUUGACCCGCUCAUUCUUCUCGCCAUGCAACAGUCUCCCAAAUCCCCAGAUAAUCCCCUGCACAAUCAAAAUCGAAACUCAUCCUUUCACUCCCUCCUAAACCUCGCGUCUCUGAGUCCUUUACGCACAUUUCUAGCUCGCGCUCCCAUUUCAUCAAAUAGUUCAUCCGCUUCCUCAACCAGCACACCAGCCCCUCGUAUUCCUCAAAUCCACCCUGGCGAGUAUGAGACCUACAAGUCCGUCAACAAACUCCUUUCGACAUUCAACUCUCGCUCCAUCGCCAAAGCCCGUCGAGCAAAUGCCAAAGCCAAGGCCCAGCUUCUUCAUAAUGAAGAGGAAGAUACAUAUCGUAGUAUUCACUGCGGAGAUCAAAUCUGUUGUUUUUCUUCGCCUUAUUCAUUUUAUCGCACACGUUCAAAAUUAUCCUCAUCUAAUACGCGAUCUAAGUAUCACCAAUCACAAUCUCGAUCUCGAUCCGUUUCGAAUCCAAAUUUACGGCUCGCGAGUUUGAAAGGCGAUGGAGAAACCUUAGCCCCUUCUAUUUCUUCAAUAUCCCUACAUCCUUUUCGCAGACCCCUUACUAUUACCGGAAGUUCGAAACGGUCGAUUUUCCUCUUUUCAGGAAGUCCACCACCAUCGGAAAAAUCGCUACGGCCUUUGUAUGAAUAUCCUGAGCCGGUUGGAUCGAGAAGUUCUAGUUGGUUGAAUGGACAGCUAGGUAUGGACGUGGAGAGAUCGAAGAGCAUUAGUUGGACUGCGGAUAUGCCGGUCAAUCGUCGAAGAAGCGACAGCCAGAAUUAUCGACCGAGUAGCUUAUCUCUAUUUUCAUGGACGGCAGAAGACGUAGAAUUGGGGUUAACGGAAGAAAAUAUGCCAGUAAAAGAGAAAGGAGAAAUAGAGAUUGCUUAUGAAUGGGAUGGAGCUUUUGGAUGGACACAAGCUUGUAAGGAAUGUGGGAGAGAAAGAUGUGUCAAAUGCUCAGGGGUUGUGUUUGAACAGAUUGUUGAAGAGGGAGAGACCGUCACUGGGAAGGAAGGGAUGUUUAAUAUUUGUACGCCAAUGGCAUGGAGGAGAAACAGACGGCCAACUAUGCCACCUAGAGCUGGGCAAAUCAAGCAAGUCUAUGAGGACUGUUACCUUCUUACUAUGUAG
This is a messenger RNA of Botrytis byssoidea, 2535 nucleotides long. RefSeq lists its product as uncharacterized. The transcript is spliced from 7 exons. NCBI's taxonomy places the organism in Eukaryota, Fungi, Ascomycota, Leotiomycetes, Helotiales, Sclerotiniaceae. The record is from RefSeq and is a predicted model, not a curated record. The coding region runs from base 1 to 2535 and encodes 844 amino acids. Gene Ontology annotation, molecular function: heme binding; monooxygenase activity; iron ion binding.